Messenger RNA from Echinococcus granulosus, 1869 nucleotides. Its product is annotated as CDC45-related protein. Gene Ontology annotation, molecular function: DNA replication origin binding; chromatin binding; single-stranded DNA binding. The coding region runs from base 1 to 1869 and encodes 622 amino acids. Lineage: Eukaryota; Metazoa; Platyhelminthes; Cestoda; Cyclophyllidea; Taeniidae. Gene Ontology annotation, cellular component: DNA replication preinitiation complex. The transcript is spliced from 16 exons. The record is from RefSeq and is a predicted model, not a curated record. Gene Ontology annotation, biological process: DNA replication initiation; mitotic DNA replication preinitiation complex assembly; double-strand break repair via break-induced replication.
AUGAAGAGGCGAACCGAGAGAUCGGAUGCACGAUGGAAGGAAGUGCCAUUAAGGCGGCGACAAAAUAGCUUGAACUUUAAAUCAAAUAGAAAAGCCUUUUUUCAGCAUGUCUUGGUUUUCGUAACCCCUGACGUUGAUGGUGUCUGUGCGUGGAGAAUUCUUCGACAUCUGUUUCGACAAAUACAAGCUCUCUAUACUCUAAUAGUGAUCUCAACUAAAGUUGAACUUUAUCAACAAUUUAACGUUAAUAAAGACAGGUUUAAUUACGUAGUCCUUGUCAAUUGCGGUGCUAACUUCGAUAUUCUGCAAAUGCUCGAAGCUCCUGCUCAGAGCAUAUUUUUUGUUUGUGACAGCCACCGGCCUAUCCAUGUCAACAACUACUACAAUCAGAGGCAGGUUCAUCUAAUCACUCUAAAUGAGAACACAGAUGAUAUACCGAAGUUUGAAGACAUCUACAACGAUGACUUGAUGGACAAUUCGGAGAGCGAAGAGGAAGAAGGCAGGGGCAGUCGUCAGCGCAGCAACCUUCAGGCUGCGGAGAAGCGAAUCAGCAGAAGGAAAUGGGAGCGUCGGAAAGAAGAAAUUCUCAUUGAGUAUGAAAGCUUCUCUUACCGCGCCACGGCGUCUGCUGUCGUCCUCUUUGAUAUCGCAUGGAAACUCUCUCAGGACAACCUCCAUCUUCUCUGCCAGAUUAUGUUGUUCAAGUCCAACCGGGAGCACUACAUCGAGCAGAUCGACACCCUUCACAGUCAUAUGAAUCGCCUGAGUCACUCAAAAAACCAGAUCGCUGGAGAAUCAGAUAGUUGCAAUCAGAAUAUUGACAUCAAUUUCGAGGAGGAGCUUGCACUAUGGAUGUAUCGUCACUGGAGUUUGAAAGAUGCCCUCGAAACCACUAUAGUUACAUCGACCCGCUUUAAACUCUUCACGGAGGGUGGUUAUAAACGCCUACAGGAGUUCCUGGCUAGCAUAGGCUUGUCCCUGCGUGAUUGCUCUCAAAAGUAUUCCACAAUGAGCACCCAGGUAAAGAACAAUUUGAACUCUCUGUUUCUACAGUUCGGGGAGAAGUUUGGUCUUACGCGGUUGGAGAUGUUCCUGCCAUCCUUUAUCCUGCGGCUCUCAUAUAAGACGCCUCUUUCAGCAAUGGACUCGUUUUGGUUGAUACUAGCAGCACUUGAGUGUCAGUCUAAUAAGGAUCCCGUUGAAGGUUUUCAUGCUGCUGCGGAAAUUCUUGUCUCUUGGUCAAUGGAAUCCUUGGAGGAGUGGAUGGAGAACUUGCAGGGCCAACUUCGAAGUCUAGUAGGACAGGUUCGAGCUGUCCUUGAUACUGAUGAAGUAGUUGCUUUUGGACCCUUCCUAUACGUAUACGUGGCUAAGAGUUCUCUCCUCUCAUUGAACUUCCGAAAUCCACAAUUCGUUGGCCUCCUGGCGCGCUACAUCCUCACUGCAAAGGCAGCCAUGCGUGCUAAACUGGGUAGGAAUAGACGCAUAGCACAAAUGCCUCUGGUGUUGUGCGUGGACAGCAGAUACGAUGAAAACUACAUCUUCAUUAUCGGAAUUCCCCCACUACAGGGAGAUGAUGAUAGAAAUUUAUUUGGUCAGGCUUUUGAUGUUGCUGUGAAACGAACAAAAGUACGGGGCGAUUUCAGGCAUUUUGAUUCGAAUUGUAAGUUUCAACACUCUUUUGAAUCUCGGAUUUUUCGAGCCGCCAGCGAAACUGUAAUCUUGAAGAGUUCCUCCAUUUUUAACUUGCAAAUCGUCCCGACAGCGGUUUCGCGCCUAAAGGCUAGGAGCAAUGCUGCUGAAAUUCUCCUCUAUUCUAACCUUGGUGAUCGCAAACUGUCCAGUCACGAUAUUCAAGGGCUUGCGUAA